This is a messenger RNA of Scomber japonicus (chub mackerel), 655 nucleotides long. It is a transcript of the gene mkrn2os.1, whose product is annotated as MKRN2 opposite strand, tandem duplicate 1. The transcript is spliced from 4 exons. Lineage: Eukaryota; Metazoa; Chordata; Actinopteri; Scombriformes; Scombridae. Bases 17 to 655 code for a protein of 212 amino acids. The record is from RefSeq and is a predicted model, not a curated record.
CUACCUGUGGACCGUCAUGGAGCUCAGAGACCUGUUGCGGUUCAGUCACUGCGGUCGGACCGUCUACAGACUGGAGGAACCGGCUGCGUGUUCCGGGCUCCGGUGUCCGGUGUGCGGGCAGCUGGUCCGGUUCGGCCUGGCCGAGGCUCCGGUCCGGAUCCGGUGUCCAUUCAGAAACGGACACCGCGCGAGCUGCUGCUUCCUCAUGACGUCACAGCAGGGAGCGGCGAGCUUCAGAGAAGAAGACCAGUCUGAGCUUCAUGUGGGCGUCUCCAACUCUGCAGGUGUGGUGUUCAGCUACACAGAGGGGGGGGUGACCUGUCAGCAGCAGGGAUGGGAGCAGAGCAUCAUCAUCCCUCUGGUUGCUCCUGGCAACCACAUCCUCAGCUUCACGCCUCAGUGGGACAAACACCUGGAGACGUUCGCUCAGCUGGACACCUGGACACCAGACAGGUUUAAUGAGGAGAGGGAGUUCGGCUCUUGUUGCUAUGGUUUCGCUCUGGGCUUCAUUAACCAUCUGAUGAGGUCACAGGGACAACAGCCAAUCAGCAGAGAGCAUUUCACAGCUCAGUUUGUGCUGCCGAGGAUGGAGACGACCUCCAGAUACCUGUCUGUGUACCAGCACGUCUGUCGCCAUGGUUACCACAGCACAUAG